AUGAUCUCUGCACUUUCUGAAAUCCUCUUUUUUGAUUAUGGCUAUUGCAGAACUGAUGAGGAAUUGAGCUGCCUGACUCCUGUUGAUACAUAUACCCCUCAGACUGCUCAACCAAACUACAAGGGUGAGCAGCAAACAUGUUCCCAGGAACCAGAACCAGAAGUUGAUCAUAACUUUGAUGGAACAUUUGAAAGCUUGCCUCCUAGCUUCACAGCACUGCUUACCAGCUGUUCCUCUGAGGCUGAACAAGAGAAACAACAGGUAGCUGAGGAAGUUGACCUCAAGUCUCAGAUCACGAAAUACAUGUCGGAUACUUGCUUCAGUGAGAUGCUGAACAAAGUUGAGAAAGUUAUCUUUCAAAUGGGAGGGGAAUUGGCACUAUAAAUCUGUAAUUACAGUAAAAAGCUCUCUCUCUCUCUCUCUCUCUGUCUUCCUUGUUAUGAGUUGGCCUUUACAUGGUAUGGCUGAACAUUUUUGGAUGGUUGAUUGAUUACCACACUUGUGCUGUGGUGGUAUUGGAAGUGUAGAAACUACCCUACGCUUAUAAAAUAGGAUAGGGGGAAAUGAAACAAUUGAAGCAGCCAAUGCUUUUGA
Messenger RNA from Nelumbo nucifera (sacred lotus), 594 nucleotides. The record is from RefSeq and is a predicted model, not a curated record. NCBI's taxonomy places the organism in Eukaryota, Viridiplantae, Streptophyta, Magnoliopsida, Proteales, Nelumbonaceae.